Capronia coronata CBS 617.96 is the source of this 756-nucleotide messenger RNA. RefSeq lists its product as uncharacterized. The record is from RefSeq and is a predicted model, not a curated record. The coding region runs from base 1 to 756 and encodes 251 amino acids. The transcript has a single exon. NCBI's taxonomy places the organism in Eukaryota, Fungi, Ascomycota, Eurotiomycetes, Chaetothyriales, Herpotrichiellaceae.
AUGGCAAUCCCGCCCUCGACAGAUACAUCCAUCCGGUACCUUUCCACAGCCCAGGCUUACGACUUAUGGGCUGACGUAUACGAUACCGAUGGGAACUUCCUUCAAGCACUCGACAGCAUUGAGAUCAAGACGCUGAUGCCACGCAUGCUGACACUCCUGGAGAUGUCGCAGCUCCCUCGCCCUUGGAGACUGGUCGACCUCGGGUGCGGUACAGGUCGGAACACAGCUGCCUUGCUGGACAUCGACAAUGCCUCGGUCAUAGGUCUCGAUGUGAGCUCGGGCAUGUUGGAGAUCGCUCGACAGCGGCUGGAACAAUCAACCCUCCACGGAAAGCUGCACUUGCAGGUGUUUGACAUGCUGCAACAGGCCGAAGCCCCAGAGUCUGCAAAGCCCGCUGAUGCUGUGGUCUCGACGUUGGUCCUUGAACACGUCCCAGCGGACACCUUCUUCCGCCAUGUCGCCCAGAUCCUCAACCCUGGUGGCUUCCUGCUGUUGACGAACAUGCAUCCCGAGAUGGGUGGCCUCAGUCAAGCGGGCUUCACCGAUCCCAAGACUGGGAAGAAGAUUCGUCCCACCAGUUAUGCUCACACGCUGACGGAGGUUCAGGCCGCGGCGACCGAAAAUGGUUUAGAACUCCUUGGACGGCUUGAGGAGAGGAUGGUAGAGGAAUCCAUGGUACCGCUACUCGGCAAUCGAUCUCGAAAAUGGGUCGGGGUCGCUGUGUGGUUUGGGGGGAUCUUCCAUAAGAGGAGGUGA